UACGUGGCAGUUGUAUUCGCGGCUCAUAAAAACGAAACCAAACGCCCAAUUAUAGAAAAGGGUGAAAAAGAUCAAAAAAAAUCCCCGAAAUUGGAAGUUUAAUCCCAUUUUAUUCGCGCCACCAAAACCUAUUUUCUCACCUCGUAAAGCUCAAGUUUUUUAUCCCCCUUUCCUCACACACUAAAAUAGGAAGAUCGAAGCAUCUACAAUGGCGUCCGAUCCUCCUCCUCCUUCUCCUCGCCAAGCUCGCGUUCCCAUGGCCUCGUCUCCAGGUUCACUUUCAGAUAACAUUGCUCAAUUUUCGCUAGUUCCUAUUCAUAUUGUCACCAGUGCUUCUCAACUCCCACUUGAGUUUCUUGAACCCUCAGUUGACAAGCAGUUUGUGAUUGGACUUGAUUGUGAGGGUGUGGACCUUUGUCGUCAUGGUGCUCUUUGUGUAAUGCAGCUUGCAUUUCCUGAUGCAAUAUACUUAGUUGAUGCUAUUGAGGGAGGGGAGGCUGUCAUGCGAGCCUGUAAACCUGCACUUGAGUCUAAUUACAUCACAAAAGUAAUUCAUGACUGCAAACGAGACAGUGAGGCAUUGUUUUUUCAGUUUGGCAUUAAAUUGCACAAUGUUGUUGAUACACAGAUAGCAUAUUCUCUGAUAGAGGAGCAGAAAGGAAGAAAGUGGGCACCUGAUGACUAUAUAUCAUUCGUUAGCCUUCUUGCCGAUCCUCAUUAUUGUGGAAUAUCGUAUCUUGAAAAGGAAGAGGUGCGAGUUCUUCUAAGGCAGGACCCUGCUUUUUGGACAUAUAGACCGCUGUCCGAGAUGAUGAUUCGAGCAGCUACAGAUGACGUGCGCUUUCUCCUCCACAUUUAUCAUAAAAUGAUUGAGAAGUUGACUAAAAGAUCCCUAUGGCUUCUCGCUGUUCGUAGUUCAUUGUACUGCAGGUGCUUCUGUGUUAAUGAUAAUGACUAUGCAGAUUGGCCUCCUCUUCCUCCUUUCCCUGAUGAUCUAGUCACUGAAGAUUAUGUUCCUGACAGAGAAAUUCUCUCGGUAUUAAAUGUUCCUCCUGGGAAAAUGGGACGAAUUAUUGGGAAAAAAGGAUCCUCCAUCAUGUCUGUAAAAGAAUCUUGCAAGGCAGAAAUUCAUAUAGGUGGUGCUAAGGGUCCUCCUGAUAGGGUUUUCAUCAUUGGGCCCGUGAAGGAGGUGCGAAAAGCCGAGGCAAUCCUUCGGGGUCGCAUGCUGGAUCUGUAGCAAGCCUUGGCGCGCCAUAAAAACUUCGUUAUAUGUUACUUGAAUCUAGAUUUUUACUUCCUGGACGUUUCCUAUAUAUAUAUGAGAUGUGUGGUGUGCGAAAACUUAAUGGUUUCUAAGUUAGCUGUGGUGACUCCUCGUUGGUUUUAUUGUGACUUUUCAUUCUGUUCAUAGGAUAAGUUAAACUGGGAAGUCAAAGCUCACAAUGAUUAUUAGCCUUGUUGCCACGUAUUUUUCUCUAUCUUUUACACAU
This is a messenger RNA of Ananas comosus (pineapple), 1490 nucleotides long. RefSeq names its product piRNA biogenesis protein EXD1. The record is from RefSeq and is a predicted model, not a curated record. Lineage: Eukaryota; Viridiplantae; Streptophyta; Magnoliopsida; Poales; Bromeliaceae. The coding region runs from base 209 to 1237 and encodes 342 amino acids. Gene Ontology annotation, molecular function: 3'-5' exonuclease activity; RNA binding. Gene Ontology annotation, biological process: nucleobase-containing compound metabolic process. The transcript is spliced from 10 exons.